Scatophagus argus is the source of this 2846-nucleotide messenger RNA. It is a transcript of the gene nop2, whose product is annotated as NOP2 nucleolar protein homolog (yeast). Lineage: Eukaryota; Metazoa; Chordata; Actinopteri; Scatophagidae. The coding region runs from base 174 to 2525 and encodes 783 amino acids. Gene Ontology annotation, molecular function: RNA binding; rRNA (cytosine-C5-)-methyltransferase activity. Gene Ontology annotation, cellular component: nucleolus. Gene Ontology annotation, biological process: rRNA base methylation; maturation of LSU-rRNA. The record is from RefSeq and is a predicted model, not a curated record. The transcript is spliced from 16 exons.
GGUGUGUGCGCGCGACUUGUCGCCACCAUCCGUCCGUCACUUGUGUGCGCCGGAUGUUCCUCUACAACGUGUUGAAGGAAAAUUCACGUGUGGACAUUUUUAAUCUUACACAUACAUUGUGAAGUUUGUUCCAAAAGGAGCGGAUUAAUUGUCUAUUUGUGUAGCUUGGAGUCAUGGGUCGGAAGUUGGAUCCCACCAACAAGGUGAAGAGAGGGCUGGGGAAAAAAGCCAGGAAGCAGCAAGGAGCAGAGAUCGAGUUGGCCAAGUUUGUAAAAGAUGAGGACACAGAGCCAAAACGACUCUCAAGUAGAGCUAGGAAGAGAGCUGCAAAAAGAGUCCAGAGUUUGAAAAAGCCUAAAGAUGCUGCUCAGGAACAGCCCAAGAAAGGAUUCACUGAUGAGAACAGUAAAUGGUUGAAACCAGCAAAAAGGAAGCGUAAAAUGGAAGAACCUGAAAGUGAGGAUGACAGUGAUGAGCACUGGGAGGAAGAUGAGGAGGAAGUGGAAGAGGAGCAGCAGCAGCAGAAGAAGAAAAAGGAAGUAAAAGAUCAAAGAAAGAAGGGUGCAGUGAAAGAAGUUGCAGAAGAGGAGGAGGAGGAUGAUGAUGAUGACGACGAUGAUGAUGAUGAUGACGACGACGAUGAUGAUGACGACGACGAUGAUGAAGAAAUGGUUGAUGACUACGGUACACAGGAUGAUGGUGAUGAGGAAGCAGCUGAAGAGGAAAGUGAGGGAGAGGAGCUUCUCCCCAUCGAGCGUGCAGCCAAAAAAGAGAAAAAACUAAAGGAAACCAUGGGCCUGGAGAGUGACGAUGACGAUGAUGAUGAUGAGGAGGAGGAGGGGGGGGAGGACGAUGGUGAUGAUAGUGAGGAGGAAGAAAAUAAAUCAGAUGCUGACAUGGAUGAAGAGGACACAGUACAGACCAACUUAGACGAAAUGGAUCAGUUUAGGCUACCAGGGGCCGAGGAAAGUGAGAAGGAAGGUGUCCUGCCUCUAGACCUGAAGACAAUCCAUCAAAGAAUAAAGGACAACAUUGAUGUCCUUUGUAAUUUCUCAACAAAAAGGGAGGAGGGGAAAGAGAGAGCAGAGUACAUAUCUCUUCUGAAGAAGGAUCUCUGUACUUAUUACAGCUACAACAACUUCCUCAUAGAAAAAUUGAUAGACAUCUUCCCUCUUUCAGAGCUUGUUGAUUUCCUAGAAGCCAAUGAAAUUCACAGACCCGUCACUAUUCGCACCAACACACUGAAAACGAGGAGGCGGGACCUUGCACAGGCCUUGAUCAACAGGGGAGUGAACCUUGAUCCACUGGGGAAGUGGUCUAAAGUUGGUUUGGUUAUCUAUGACUCUUCAGUACCUAUUGGUGCAACCCCAGAGUAUCUGGCUGGUCACUACAUGCUGCAAGGAGCUUCCAGUUUUCUCCCAGUCAUGGCGCUCUCACCACAGGAGGGCGAGCUAGUGUUGGACAUGAGCUCAGCUCCAGGAGGCAAGACCACCUAUAUUGCUCAGCUGAUGAGAAACACGGGGCUGAUUGUGGCUAAUGAUGCCAACGCCGAAAGACUGAAGAGUGUGGUGGGCAACAUCCACCGUCUGGGGGUCACCAACACUGUUGUCUGCAACUAUGAUGGAAGGCAGUUCCCAAAGGUAAUGGGUGGGUUUGAUAGGGUGCUGCUUGAUGCUCCAUGCUCAGGCACAGGAGUCAUUGCUAAAGAUCCUGCUGUAAAGACCAGUAAGGAAGAUGCAGACAUCCAUCGCUCUGCUCACUUGCAGAAAGAGCUGAUUCUGUCUGCCAUCGACUCUGUCAAUGCUGAGUCCCCCUCAGGAGGAUAUCUGGUCUACUGCACAUGCUCAAUAAUGGUGGAGGAGAAUGAAUGGGUGGUGGAUUACGCUUUAAAGAAAAGGAAUGUGAAAUUAGUUCCCACAGGACUUGACUUUGGCAAGGAAGGCUUCACCAGGUUCAAAGAACGUAGAUUCCACCCUUCUCUGCGACUGUCUCGCCGCUUUUACCCUCAUUCUCACAAUAUGGAUGGAUUUUUUGUGGCCAAGUUGAAGAAAUUCUCCAAUGUAAUUCCAACGGCACCAGCAGGAAAAGAAGAAGAAAACGCAGAUGUUCCUGAAGCCACAGUUGUUACAGACUCUCCUGAAGAGAAAUCAUCCAAAAAGGACAAAACAAAGAAGAUUGUCCCCAGUAAGGCAGCCAGCUUGAAGGAGAAAACCCAAGCCAAUGGAACAGCUGACAAGAAAACGGCAAACGUCACGUCAAAAGGCAAAAAGAACUUGCUCGCUGGACCAAAAAAGGCAAAGGUUGCCAAGAUGGAUGGAGAGACUGUGAAAGGGGCAAAGGCCAAGAAGCCCACAGUGAAGACAGCAGAUGAAACUAAACCAUCAGUGGCUGAGAAAAAGGAAGGAAGCAGAUUUGAGAAAAAACAGGGCAAAAAGAGAAAAACACCCAACAAGGCGAAGAACAGAAUGGGAAAGAAUAAAUUCAAAAAAUUGAAGUAUAUGUUGGAAAAACAAGACAGAGAGUGACCAUGUAUACAGUGUGAUUAAGUGUACUGGAUUGUAUAAGAGCUGUGUAGAGCUUCCUCACGGACCCAGAUCUCCUCCUUCCAGCUGAUGAGUAUUCAGAUCGUGGUGUUCUGUUGUCAUUUCAGAGCAGAGAUAUACUGUAUGUUUGUAAUGCUUAUUUACAAAUGAACUGGACUGGUCAGUGAUGUUCUCCCUUAAACAAGGUCCUACCUUUUUUAUUUGUAUUACAGAAUAUUCAUUAUGUUUGUCUGUUGAUUUAAUUACAGUGUGGGUCAUCCUUCUUUCCAUAAAUUUGUGAAACAUAAUAAAUCUUUUAAGGUA